This is a messenger RNA of Dalotia coriaria, 1036 nucleotides long. RefSeq lists its product as uncharacterized. Bases 295 to 1017 code for a protein of 240 amino acids. Gene Ontology annotation, molecular function: N-acetyltransferase activity. The transcript is spliced from 4 exons. The record is from RefSeq and is a predicted model, not a curated record. Lineage: Eukaryota; Metazoa; Arthropoda; Insecta; Coleoptera; Staphylinidae.
UGCAGAAGAUCGGUGACCGCUAGUUUUGUCUCACGACCGGAAUGAUUCGAAAGAUAAAAUUACGUGUAAGCAACGUAUGCAUGUGAAAUUAAAUCCAAUGGAAACACGUACUCUCCAAACGCUAAUAACAGCGUAAAAUCCAUGAGUCACGCAUAAAUCCCAACACUUUCUACAACUUGCGACAGUCGUGCGCCAGCAAUCGCAUCGUGUGGUUGCAUGACUUCGUUAAUUCACAGUUCAAUAAUAUAUAUGAAGUCAUUUAGUAUAUCAAGUUUUAUUUAAAUCACAACAAUUAUGCAGACACGUGAGUAUCCAAAAACUUAUGUGGAGUUUGAAGGUAAAUCAAAAAAUGGUGCCGCACCACGAAAAUACUGGAUUCAAGUCGUACCGGAAGAAUUUUUUGAUGAGAUUGUCGACCAUCUCAAUAGUGGCUUCGCAAUGGACGAACCAAUAUCCAAAUAUAAAAAAGGAUACACUGACGAAGCAACCAAGACCGAAUUGCGCGUUUAUCAAUAUGAAAUGUUACGAGAAAAAAUCUGUCUGGCUUGUUUAACAAAAGACAAUCAAGGUGAAGUGAAACUUGCUGGUUUCAACAUGUUAAUAAUUACGAAAAAAGACGAAGACGACGAUGAUGAUUCUGAAUCCAAGGGAUGGUUUCUUCCAUUUAUAAUCAGUAUUUAUGAUUACGUUGACGAACAACGUAAUCUUUUUGAAGAGUUUGGCGUUGAUAAGUGCUUAAAAGGUACCGGACUAUAUGUUUUACCAGAGUACAGAGGCGAGGGCAUAUGUGAACAAAUAUUAAGAGCAAGAGUACCUUUGUGCAAAGACCUCGGUAUUAAACUUAUCAGUACAAUAUUUACAUCAACAUUAUCACAGAAAGCAGCUUACAAGGCUGGCUACAAGGACUUUUAUUGUAUAGAUUACGUGGAUUUAUUUAAAGAAAAACCAGAAUUUUAUAUAUCUGGUAUUCAGGACCAUUCAAAAAGUAUCAAGAUUCUGUAUCAACUAGUAGAAUAAAAUAAUAUCCUGGACUAAA